AUGGAGAAGGAUACAAAAGAAACGGAACUAUCCCAAACAGUUGAAAUAUCUACGAGUACUGCCAUUCAGAUAGCGUUAUGUGUGGCCCUCAUGUUUGUUAUAAUAACUGGUAAUUCGUUUGUAGUCGCGGCAUAUUUCUCGAACCAUAGAAUUCGUACAGGGACCUACACGUUCCUUGUUAGCUUGGCGAUCUCGGAUCUGCUUGUAGGCUGCGUUUCACUGCCUUUGUGGAUGUACAUCAGUUUACAAAACAUUCAGAAGGGAACACUUUACACAAUUUUCCUGUCUUUCGAUAUCUUCAGCGCGCUGGCUUCAAUUUUUCAUCUGACCACCGUAAGCCUGGAACGCUGGCUCUCAAUUUCGCGGCCGUUUUUCUACGAGACGCUCUCUACGUUGCAUUACUCGCUGAUAAUUUGCGGGGUAUGGAUCUCAGCGUUCGCCAUAGCAGCCGUUAGACCUGCGCUGGAUAACUCAGCAAGUAGCAAUCCUCAUAGGAUUUACACUCCUUUCUUGUUGCUUGUGGGCUACGUUGGGCCUGGGAUAUUAAUCUGCAUAGUGAAUUACUCUAUCUUCAAAGUGGCUCGCAAGCUUAUUGCAAAUCUUCCAAACUGCACUCUUCAAGACUCAGAGGAAAGUACCCAAAUACGUACAAAUAUAAAUAAACAAAGACGAAUUGCGUUCACUCUUGCGUUCGUCACUGCAAUGUUCUUAGUCUCAUGGUUAUCGUUUUUCACAAUCAGCACCAUCGCGGUUUUUUGCACCUAUUGCGUGCCCUUCGAAAAAAUGACUAACUUUCUUAUAUUUGCAAAGUGGUUGCAGUAUUGUAAUAGCGGAAUGAAUCCAAUGGUGUACGCUUUUCGUGAUGCUGAAAUGAGAAAAACGUUUGUCAGGCUUCUUGGGCCGUGCAGACGUGUUCUGGAGUCCCGCGGAAGGCGCAUUGCGCCCGCCAGCAUAGCACCGCUGACUGAAGGUAGUGUUGGAUCGCCCGGAGACCACGAAAAAACACGAAAACAUGAAUCGCAACUAUAAUUGCGGAAUUUCUUUUCUCAUCUUCAGUUCACAUCUUCUUUGCUGCUAGAUCUAAAAUUAUAUGUUUAUAUUUACAAAACAAAUUUCGUACUCUUUCAGAAAGUGUACGUUCGGACGAUUUAACUCCGUUCUUUGAACACGCAAACCGUUAUGAGUCACUACAAUCGGUACGACUUCAUACGGCCCAAUUUAUAUCAAUUAUUUGGGAAAGAGUAGGGUUACAUUCAUUCAAGGAAAAACAACGUAACCUUACACAGGACAGUUUUUCAAAACGUCCAAUACGAGGAAAUAAAACGAAAAAAGCUUGUUUUUAGAUCAAUUGUUAAAACAGCAUUAUUUACGUACUGACACACUAAAUUGCAGCACUUAAAGAUGUUGCAAUAAGCAGUAGGGCAAAACAAUGCACGUAAUUAUAGAUGGCUUGCAGAGUUUAUUUGCCCAGUUUCCAAAAUGGUAUUUUGUUACAGCUUAAUAUUUACCUAAAUCUAAAAUUUAUGCUUUUUUUUCGGAAAUAAUUCUUCAAUUAAUAAUUGUGCCUCGUGCAGUCUAAUUCCGUUAGCUAAAACCUUUCAUACCGGUACUGGGAUACGAAAACACAAACCAAAGCGAAACAAAACAAAACAUACUCAACUGCAAGUUCAGCUCCCUUUUGUGUGUUGCCUUCAGGAGAGAUGUUUGAUUUUUGGCCUUUUGGCUACAAAAUUGGAAGAAGGACUCUUUUACGGUUUUUUCAACUUUUGACAUUUAUUAUUAUUUAUUUUAUUUGACAUGGACUAGUUUGGGAAAAUCCGUUUACACCACUGGAAAUAGGAGCGCCUUAAAAUUAGUAACACUGCCAAAUUUGAAAGUGACGCGUCUUAAAGGUUAUGUUACACGAAACGAUUCGCAAGGACGAUUUUUAGCGCAACACAGCGUUGCAACAUUGUUGCGAUAUUGUUUCGAAUGAUUGCAACGUUGUUCCAACACUGCAACGCUAUGUUGCGCUAAAAAUUGUCGUUGCCUAUAGUCCCGUGUAACAUCACCGUAAGUGAGCGAAGAUUUGACUCCGCAAAGUUGCGAAAAUUUAAAGGCGUUUAUAUGGGGGGAGGGGGGGGAGUCUGUACCCCCACCAUACAAGAGGGUCUAGAUGGGGGGGGGGGGUACAAAUGUCAGUUGUAAGUUAAAAUAUUGGCCAUUUGUCAGUUAAAUUUAGGAUUUUUGUCAGUUGUCAGUUAAAUGAUUAUUAAUAAUUAACUAUUAAACUUAUUUGUUUAUUUUAAAUCCCAAAUUUAGCUAAAAAAGCACAUAUAAUGUGAAUUAAGCAUUAAAUUCGAAAACUGAUGCAAUGGUACCUUAAUUUUUAUCAGUUUUGCUUUGAAAGAAGGCACUUAAGCGUCGUUCUGCUAAGAUUACCGAUAUAAGCGCACAUUUGAUCACAUUGUCUGACGAAAAGAGUGGAACGAUGCUAUUAGAAGGCCUCAAAAACGGGUCUCGUACAAAAUAUAGGACAAUCGGGUCCUUUGUCAGUUGUCAGUAAAACCCAAGGCAAAUGUCACUUGUCAGUUAAAAUUUUGGCCAUUUGUCAGUUGUCAGUUAACCCCAUCCAGCCAGACCCUCAUACAAAUGUCUGUAAAUUUUCGCGAAUAUGGGGAGGUAUAUCUUCGUUAGUUUUUAACAAUUCGCUUCCAAACUUGGCAAUUUCACCGUAAUUUUAAAGCGUUCUUCCUAGUGGUAUCGACGGAUUUUCCCUCACUGGUCCAUGUCAAAAGUGGAAAAAAAACCGUGGAAGGGUCUGCUAUAGUAUAAUAAUUAAGUAAAAUCCAACUAGUGGUCUAUUAUCAAUGCUGCGCUCUGAUUGGUUGAGCUACUACUAGACUAUAUGUUAUAGCCCACUAGCAGCGAAAAGUGUGGGCUUUUUGGCGGCAAAAAAGGAUUAAAGUGUAGCUUAAACUAGCUAAAUUUUUUUUAUCCUCGAUAUUUUUGACCAACUAGUUGGAUUUUACUAAAACAACGAUUCCUCUCGCCCUCAUGGCCUCUGAGUCAAUAGCCCAUGCGGCCUUCGGCCUCAUAGGCUAUUGACUCAGAGCCCAUUCGGGCCAAAACAACAUUGGUCAAGGGGUGGGAAGGGGGGCGACUUUGUUCCGCUUCGACUAUAAAGUUGCAUGGCGAGAAAUUGAAAAACACAUGGAAAGUAAUGUCUCAACAGUUUUGUGCGGAGUUGUAGUUUUUGUAAAUUAUGCUCAUUUUAACAAUAAAUGCAGCACUUAUGCUUCUACAUUUUACUUUAAUUUUGGUAAAAACACCUCAAUAACUAGUAUAUGGCAAACGCAUUUACCCUGUUUACUUCUAGAACUUUAAGAAUGCAUAAUUCAUUGUCUGACGACUAUAAAAAAGCAAACAAUUGACUCAGAGCCCAUUCGGGCUCGAGGAAUAAUUGUUAAAUAUAUCUAUAUCUAAAACAGAAAAAAACGAAAACAAAAACAAAAAACAAAACAAAAGCUUAUAAAUGACAAAUGAGUUUUUUUCUUGGUAACGCCUGUUGAAGGCCUAAAUGUAAUAAACGGUCCUAAAUGUAAUAAAGUCCUAAAUGUAACAACAUUUUCCUAAAUGUAAUAAAUUAAAGUCCUAAAUGUAAUAACAAUUUGCCCUAAAUGUAAUGAACUCUUAAGCUGCCAAUUACAGUAAUUACUCGAAUAAGCCCCGCCCUCAAAUAAGCGCCGCAUUUGGGGCGUGGGGAGUUAAUUAACGCCGCGGCGCUUAUUCGAGUAAAUACGGAACUAAGCGGUAUUGCUAUGGUAUUAAGCUCCACUCUCAAAUAAGCGCCGCAUUUGGGGCGUUGGGGAGUUAAUUAGCGUCGCGGCGCUUAUUUGAGUAAAUACGUACUAAGCGGUAUUGUUAUGGUAUUAAGCUCCGCUCUCAAAUAAGCGCCGCAUUUUUGGAGAAAAAGUUAAUAAGCGCCGCGGCGCUAAUUCGCGCAAAUUCUGUACAUUUUCUUAUGAACUUUAAAACUAUUAAGUCAGGAGCCUGUUGCGAAUAAGCAUUCCAACAUCAAAAACAAUUCCGUUGAUUCCUUUAUAGCAAGGCUUCUUAUUUCAGAAGUUCUCUUCAAUUCUUCUUCUAUUUCCUCUUCUGCCUUGUCACUGUUGUCAUCUUUUUUCAACAGCAACAAACGCAACCGAAGGUAGGGCUUCCUUAAAAACUUAUGUAACGACACAUGGUCAACAUCAUAUCUGUAUAAAAGCAUUAACAGCUCUUUUGAUUCUCUUACAGUUAGACUUACAGUGGAGCUCGUUAAUGUUGCUAUUCCUUUCAUUUCCUUUUUUCCUACUUUUCCUAUUUUUCCUAUUUUUCCCCUACUUUCCCCUACUUUCCCCGCGGCCACUUUCUUCCUGUCCCCAAGGUGGCCGUUGUGGAAAGGUACAAUAGUUCAUUUUUGUUACUUGUUAUGUUUUACAUAAUUGUAAACAAUAUGAAUUAACUAAUAAAAUGAAUGAAUGAAUGUAUAUGUAUACUUAAUUGACAAGAAACUGUUAUGUGUCGCUUUGAAGAAAUUUAUUCAUAAACGAGAAGUUCAGCGUUGCAUAUUAAGAAAAUAUAUCAGUACUGUUUUCCUCGAAUAAGGGCCGCGACGCUCAUUUACUUGUUUCUCUCAAUGGUGGUGCUUAUUUGAGGGCGGCCCUUAUGCGUGUAAAUAUGGUAAUUGGGCCGUCUUUACCAAUUGUUGCGCUUGUUUUAGAGCGAUGCUUAUUCGCAUAAAUACGGUAAUUGGUAUCUUAAGAGUUUAUUACAUUUAGGGCCAAAUGUUAUUACAUUUAGGACUUUAUUCUUUAUUCGAUCUUGACAGUUAUGCAAACCUGAGACGACGUCGAGGGUUUGCAUAACUGUCUCGAAUUCUCCCAACCCCUCUAGUGUUCUAGUGUUUACAUCAGGCUAUGCAAACACAGGAAAAAAAGUUUUCUAUUGCUUAAAUAUUGCUUUUUUACAAAAAUACUGUUACUUUGCCGUUUACAAGCAAUUUAUUUGUAAACGUUAAUAUUCACAGUGCAUAAGGAAAUGUACAGAAUUUACGCGGAUUAGCGCCGCGGCGCUUAUUAACUUUUUUCUCCAAAAAUGCGGCGCUUAUUUGAGAGCGGAGCUUAAUACCAUAGCAAUACCGCUUAGUACCGUAUUUACUCGAAUAAGCGCCGCGGCGUUAAUUAACUCCCCAACGCCCCAAAUGCGGCGCUUAUUUGAGAGUGGAGCUUAAUACCAUAGCAAUACCGCUUAGUACCGUAUUUAUUAUAUACAAAUAAGUCGCAUCGCGGCUUUUUAUUUUAAAUUCAAAAACUAAAAUUCCCCACGCCCGCAAAAUGCGGCGUAAAAACUUAUUUGAGGAUAUGAGGCAAGGGGCUUAUUGAAAAUGAGUGAAUUUAGUAAAAUGGCCGGUUUAAUUGGCAAAGUAGCUCCGACAAAAAAAAGCUUAAGAGUUCAUUACAUUUUUUUCGACAGGGCAAAUUUUUAUUACAUUUUGGACUUUAAUUUAUUACAUUUUUUAGGACGAUUCUGAUUGGACGUAUCGUUUUUUCACGUGUGAAAACCAUCGUUCGCUCCUCUGAUUGGCUAUAAAAUGUUAUUAUGUAUAUAAAUUUAGGACUUUAUUACAUUUAGGACCGUUUAUUACAUUUAGGCCUUCAACGCCUAAUUAAAAAUGGGUUAUUUCUGGGCGCACCUAUUUCGAAAUUUUUCAAAGGGAAAGGACAUAGCCGAAUACGACAAAUUUGACUGACAACUAAUAUCACUGCAACGAAUCUUAGCUAUGAAUUUAAAAUAUCUUGCAAUGACAAUAUUGCAAUGACAAAAAAAACAAACAAAACAAAACAAAUAACAUGGAAGAUCAUAUAAAUGCUAACGAAGGAAUGCACACUGGCUAGGGCGCAAUGGUUUGGAAUUAUUUUCAACUUUAAUUGUUCUGGCUAUAUGCCGUUACUUAAAGAAAAUUUGUGUGAAUUUUUGGCUGAAAUUCAGUUGUAACUCUAGUAGGUAUAAUGAAAGUUUUUGUUAGCAACCUCUAUUUUAAACGACUAAGCUAUUGUAUAUGCAUUAAGUCACUCAGUGUCACGAGGUCUUUGAGUAUGCACAUCAAACUUCAAACAGUAAUGUAGAAUUCUCGGACUCGACUCUAGUACUAACAAAGGCAGCUUUCAUUGACUAACCUAGCCACACACUUAACCUUUACAAUGCAUUCCUUUUUUCCUGCUUGUUUUCUUAGAGGUUCAUUUUGUUCGUUGUCCUCUUUCUCUGUGGCUCAAAACGUGAAAUGGGAGCCGCAAAACAACGACUUCAGCGUCUUGUACACUUGGAAAUCGGUUAUCCGAAUACAACAACGUCUCACAGUCCAUUUUAGUCGUCUAACUAAAUAUUUAAUUAAGCUAAUUAACACCGCUCUGCAAAACGGUCUAGAAUGGUUUUGUUGAUAUGCUCAGAAAUUUUUAAAAACCUAGACCCAAUAACUUUGCAUGGCGAUGACGCCAUCGUAGAGACUGUUUCGAGAAAUUAGAACCGACGAUGCAUAUCUGUCCGCCACGCCGACUAAUUAAAACUAUUCCAGCCAACAGGCGGAAGUACGCUACAGAAGCGAAUCAUCCUCGGCGUAAUUUUCAUCGUCAUCAAAACACUGGCCGCGCUUUGGCCUCGGCUGGGUGUUGACAACUCGGCCCAACGAAGUAGUAGAGGAAGUCUCGAAUUGUUUCUCUUUCCUAGAACAAGGGCACUUUUCGCUUUUACAAGCGCAUAAUACCGUUGCACAAAGACAACCGAGCACUGAAACAGGUAUGCCUAUUUUGAGACCGAGACAACUGGAACUAAAGGGUGGAAAAACACCAGACGAAAGGAGAGUGGUUAUUCCCCCGUAAAGCAAACAAGUCAAUGAAGAGGCACAAAAGCGCCUUUUCCAUUUAUCACCUUUAUCCUUGAAGCAUAAGUUGGCACAGGGGCAACAGCACAUCCAUCGUAAAAUCAUCUCCAAACGCCGAUAAGCGUCAAUUUUCUUUUCGCGUGCUAGGUCUUCUAUAUAUUGUCGUCUUCGUUCAUCGUACCCUUUUUUGUCAAUGGCACCCUUACUUAACAUUCGAAUCAAUUCUCUUUCGCGCUCGCUCUCCUCCAUACUUAGCGACACUUACAAAUAAAAAUUUCCAGGUUAUUACUCACCGCGAAGUUCACGGCUGUAAGAUUCACUAAUGAACAGCAAUUCCACAAAAGGGCUCAAAGAUGUUCAGUUUCUAGGCUUGUGAUUGGCAGCAACUGAAGACGUUUUUAUUAAAAUCAAAGCAAAGUUAAAGGUCAUUCAAACAACUGGACAUUGUCGCUUACAAAAUCUAUCAUGAUAUAGCUAAAUUUAGCUGCAUUUUCUGAGAAAAUACAGUCACUUUCCGGGGGAGGUACUCCCUAUAAGGGUGUAUACGAGGAGGCUCCAAGCUUCAGGCAUAUGAAGGGGCAGUGAUUUCACUAGUUGAAGUAUAUAGGAAAAGGUACAGAAGGGACUGAUCAUAUCUGUCAUUUCGUUCAGUGAAAAGGCCCAAAAUGGCUAACAGAUGCAUUUUAUGGCUGUGAAAAAGUAGAGAAAAUGUUCCGGUUUUUUAAUUUAUUCAUAUUUUGAAGACAGUGCAUUUACAACAAUAUUAUGUGAGAUACAAAGUUCUAAACUAGUUAUAUGUUUUCUGUAAAAGACGGCAUGUAAAUGGGUAAGGGUUGGACCCUCGAGCGGAACCUCCCCGUAUUAAACUUUAUCGAGUAGUCCUCCAGGGGCAGCGACUGGCCCCCUAAGAAAGUUCCUGAAUCUAUGUCUCAUGACGUCACAUACGAGCCUGUCAAUUUCGUGAUAUCAGCGGAACGGGAAUGCCAAAGAAAUUGAAAAUCACGUUGUGUUCAAAAUAAAAAAAUCUUCUCAGAGGUUCUCUUAUUAAUCGAAAUCUUCAGUUAAAAAGUUAAAAUUUUUAGGUUAUGAGCACUUUGAGAAAAGGGUGGAAAUAAACGAAAGUUGACAAGGCAUUUUACCAGACUGCUCCCUUAAGGAGACCUGCGGAAUGAUGAAGCUAAAGUGACAAUUAGAUCGAAAAGCUCGACAGCUUAUUCUGCAGCUGCGUAGGACACUACAUAACUUUCACACCGAAGUUCGGAUCUGCCUCGUAGAACACUUACAACUAUAGAACCUCCCAAACGGAUGGAAGACAAGCCUCCAUGCCAUUCUCUUUUAUUUAAUAAUAAUAAUAAUAAUAAUAAUAAUAAUAAUAUUGUUAUUAUUGUUAUUAUUAUUGUCAUUAUCAUCAUCAUCAUUAUUAUUAUUGUUAUUGUUAUUAUUAUUUUAAAAAACUACACAUGGAAAAUUUGUAAAAUUGUAAAACUUUCUUAGGGGAUGCUAACAUGGCUAAAGGAAGGGUCUGGCACUCGGAAGUUGCUAGAGGACGGAGCUUCCUAGCGGCAUUCUGUUUUGUGUGCUUAGUACAACCUUUCCAACACUUGGAUCAGUUUCUAGGUGAAAGACGAGUCCCAGCACCAUGUAAGAUUUCUUCCCUGGGAAGAUCUUAGAGCAAGGGCUGAAGAAAAACAGUGGGGAGAGACGCUAAAAAUACGGACUGUCCGUUUUGCAUACGUUAUAUUCGUUCGAAUUACCCGCUUCUCUCCCCAGUCUCGCUCUCUGUUUUCAGCCUCAUUCCAGACCUUUUGUUUGACUGCUCGCGCGUACUUGAAUACGCAAAAAUGCGGACUGUUUUGCAGUCUACAUACAUGCGCCGAAGCUGUUUACUGUUUCGGUCACGGAUGAAAUCAUUGGAAAUCUAAUUCCUCCCGUUGACGUGGGAGUCGUUUGCACCAAUAGAAAGGCAAUCGUUCAGAACAAAAUCAUCACGACAUAGGCAUGGAACCAGGAACUUCAGCAAACAAAUAAGUCAAUCUAGAUAAUACGAUAUUUUAGAGCUUUAAAAGAUAUUUGACUCUCCAACCUAAGAUUAAAACACGCAAUAUUGCCCCUUAAACUUUUAUCAAAGAAGGAAAAAUGCCCAGGGAAAAAUGUUAGUGGGCUGAAGGUCACGCGAUAUAGCGCGACGACGUUCCAGUUGGCACGCACUCCAUCUCGCACAUGCACAUGAGUGAUGGACUUUUGUUAAGGAAAACGAGGCUGAAUGAAUUAGCUACCUUUCUAAACUUGGUUGUCUUAACAUCUUUAACUGAUAAAUGUUCCAUUCACAAUUUUCUCAUUGAAUUUUGACUUAGUUGUUGACAUUAUAAAAUGUAUCGCAAUUAAAUUUUUUGGUCACUGUAACAUGCUUAUCUUAUCUAGACAUGGCCUGGAGCUGGCUUUUAAGUCAAGAGACCGUAAAGUGGUAUGUUUUCAAGUGCCAUUGUCUAAAUUCUUUUUAGUUUAUGGAAGCAUGCAGUGAUUUAUUGUUGAGGUAGUUAGGGAGCGACAAAAGCUUGUGAAGCGGUUUGACUAUUGGCUAAAUGCAUUAAAUUUCUGUCCAGACUUACAAUGGGAAGUGGCGUAAACAAUGCAAUGCGGCUUUCAAAUAGCGUGGCUUUUGCCGACCUCGCUGAAACUUUAAUCAUUCCGCGCGACUACGAUGAUUUCUGCGGGAAGAGCUAUGCCGCUUCAGUUUAUAUGAACCAGUACGCGGAGAUGUUGAGCUUCAAGUUAAGCUAUCAGUAAGGGGAACUUACAGAUUCAGGAAGUAAUUAACAGAACUAUAACUGUGAGAGAUCAGUGAAAACGUUAAUGGAUUUUUUUUAACCGCUCCGCUGCAUUCGUGUACGUCGUUUGAAUUUUGGGACACGAAUGUUUUUCAAACUUUUUCACUAUGCCUACAACGCUGAGAAGUGAUCUUGUGGCAAACAUUUCUUCGACUCCGACAACUUUACACGAGAAUUUCUUGAAACAUGUUACAACUGUUGAAAUCGUGAUAAGUUUAGUUUACUUCACCAUCAUAUCUAUCGCAAUUGUCACUGGAAACACUUUGGUUAUUGCAGCCUUCGUGAAAAACUUUCGCCUUCAAACCAAGACGAACACUUUCAUCCUUGGUUUAGCUGUGGCCGACUUCCUAGUUGGGGUAAUCUCCAUUCCAGGCUGGCUAUACGUCUACAGCUGUCAUUACUUCGACAUUAUACUUCAUCCAGUUGUAUAUGAUCUAUACAUAACUUAUGAUGAGUUCAUAGGCUGCGCAUCGAUCUUUCAGCUCACUUCCAUCAGCAUAGAAAGAUGCAUCGCCAUAGUCUGGCCGAUACGACAUCGUGGAAUUCGCGUGGGAGUUUUCCAUAAGAUGAUAAUAGUCGCGUGGAUCGCCUCUGCUUUCGUGGCUGGACUAUAUCCUGUUCAACUAAAGCACUGGGAAGAAGGCUACACGGCCAUCAUCUUUUCAAUCUGCUUUGCUGGGCCUUUCAUUGUUCUGUUUGGAGUCUACGUCCUCAUUUACGAUAGAGCCAGGAAUUCAAGAACGCGCGUCUGCUCUGAAAUCGCGAGCGCAAAUUUUCGCCGCGAGAUUCGUGUCACCGGAACCGUCGCGCUGGUAACAGGUGUCUUUCUAAUUGCAUGGUUUCCGUUUUUCGUUGUCACUGCUUUAGCAACGUACGAAAUGGAACGUCUACCCGAACCAGCCGGAUUACUAAGACUGAUUGCUUUUGUAAAAGCCUUGCACUACAGUAAUUCAGGCUUGAAUCCAAUCAUUUAUGGAUAUCGGAACCCAGAAAUGGGCAGAACCAUGAAAACUAUUGCUGCA
This is a messenger RNA of Porites lobata, 10751 nucleotides long. The record is from the annotation of a GenBank genome assembly. Lineage: Eukaryota; Metazoa; Cnidaria; Anthozoa; Scleractinia; Poritidae.